AUGGAUCAAGGAGGUCGUGGUGGCGGAGGAGCUGAGCAUGGAAAGUUUCGGGGAGUUCGGAGACGGCCUUGGGGAAAAUACGCGGCUGAGAUACGAGAUUCAAGAAAGCACGGUGAACGUAUAUGGCUUGGUACAUUCGAUACUGCAGAGGAAGCGGCUAGAGCAUAUGACCAAGCGGCCUACUCAAUGAGAGGCCAAACCGCGAUUCUGAACUUCCCUCAUGAGUAUAACAUGGGAAGUGGCGGCUCUUCUCUCUCUGCCAUGGCUGGAUCUUCCUCUUCCUCCGCCUCGGGCGCUUCUUCUUCUUCUUCUUCUUCUAGGCAAGUUUUUGAAUUUGAGUAUUUGGACGAUAGUGUUUUGGAGGAGCUCCUUGAGCAGGGAGAGAAUACUAACAAGGCAAAGAAGAAGUGA
This is a messenger RNA of Camelina sativa (false flax), 411 nucleotides long. The record is from RefSeq and is a predicted model, not a curated record. Lineage: Eukaryota; Viridiplantae; Streptophyta; Magnoliopsida; Brassicales; Brassicaceae.